Messenger RNA from Kalmanozyma brasiliensis GHG001, 987 nucleotides. RefSeq names its product Tyrosinase. Bases 1 to 987 code for a protein of 328 amino acids. Gene Ontology annotation, molecular function: oxidoreductase activity. Lineage: Eukaryota; Fungi; Basidiomycota; Ustilaginomycetes; Ustilaginales. The transcript has 2 exons. The record is from RefSeq and is a predicted model, not a curated record.
AUGUUCGCAAAAACUUGGCUCUUGCUCUUCUUCGCCGUGGCAGUGGCUCUUCACGCUGCCGCCCUCCCUCUCGCUGCACAGCAAGACCUCGUCGCCCGGGCACCGACGCCAUGCUCGUCGCUCAAGCAGCGUCCCAACUGGAACACCCUCUCGCAGGCUCAGAAGAGCUCGUACUUCGACGCCGUCAAGUGCCUCAAGACGAAACCGGCCGUGACCGGCAUCGAAUCGUCCAAGAACCUCUAUGACGAUUUUCCUGCGAUCCACGUCGAGCAAAACCAUCACAUUCACUCGGUCGCCGCCUUCCUCCCUUGGCACCGUCGCUUUGUCCAAGCUCGCGAGAGAGCGCUCGCGGCGUGCGGCUACGAUGGCCCGACUCCGUACUGGGACUGGACGGAAGCGGCAGACACAGGCAACCCGGACGUCGACCCCAUCUUCUCGGUCACGGAUGGCUUCGGGGGCAACGGCAACCCGAACAACAAUGACGUCGUCGAGGAAGGUCCCUUCGCCAACUUCCCGGUGGACAUUCUGCAAGGCGAUAAAGACGUAGCCCUCUUCUCACCGCAUCUGCUCAGGCGUGCUUUCAACCCGGACCCGCAGCUGGUGAACGCUUUCAACUCGUCCUCGGUCGCCAAAGCGCAGGCGUUCGAGACGUUCAACAAGUAUCGCUACUAUCUGGAGGGUACUCCGCACGGCGCGGUGCACCAGUACAUUGCUGGCGACAUGGGACCGGCCCACUCGCCGAACGAGGCGGUCUUCUUCCUUCACCACGCGCAAAUCGAUCGUCUCUGGUCGCUCUGGCAGGAGAUGGAUCCGGAACAGCGAAAGUCGGACUACGCUGGCAACCUCCCCGACGGAAACACCCUCACUGGGCCCUUUGAUGCUUCGAUCAACGACACGCUGCCUACGUUUGGCAACCUCAUCGAUCAGGUGCAAGUGCGCGAUGUCAUGGACACCAAAUCCGGCGAUCUCUGCUACGUCUAUGUUUGA